AUGCUCGGACCGCCAGUUAACCUGCCCAAGUGGCUCGAGGAAAACUCUCACCUGCUCAAGCCGCCCAUCGGCAACUACUGCGUCUACAACGAUGACUUUGCAAUCGUCGGCGGCCCCAACGCCCGCACCGACUACCACAUCAACCAAACCGCCGAGUGGUUCUACCAGUACCGCGGCGCCAUGAUGCUCAAGGUCGUCGACGGCUCGGCCUUCCGCGACAUCAUCAUCCGCGAGGGCGACAUGUUCCUGCUGCCCGCCAACACGCCGCACAACCCCGUGCGCUUCGCAAACACCGUCGGCGUCGUGCUGGAGCAGCGCCGCCCGCCAGACUCCAUCGACCGCAUGCGCUGGUACUGCGCCGCCUGCAACAGCGGCCUGGAGCCGGGCGCCGAGGCCGUCGUGGUGCACGAGGCGGCCUUUCACUGCACCGAUCUGGGCACGCAGAUCAAGCAGGCCGUCGAGGACUUUCGCGGCGACGAGGAGAAGAGGACGUGUCGCCGGUGCGGCACCAUGGCGGACUGGGCGCCGCCGCCGGGGUCGAUUCAGGAUCCGAAUUUGGUGGCGUGA
Trichoderma atroviride IMI 206040 is the source of this 567-nucleotide messenger RNA. NCBI's taxonomy places the organism in Eukaryota, Fungi, Ascomycota, Sordariomycetes, Hypocreales, Hypocreaceae. The record is from RefSeq and is a predicted model, not a curated record.